UUGUGCACGUUUUCCUCUGUCAGUGGAGAGGAGGAUGACCUGGUCUCUAGAGGCUUUUGUCAGGGGUGGUUAUGACAGCUGAUAUCUGUGUAACAAACCUACCCCGUUUUCUGUCUUUGCUGGUUACUUUUGUCAGCUGCCCCAAAUUUUCAAGUCUACAAUGUAAAUUAAAAUGUAUAGUUGCUCCUUCCCAAAACUGUUUUCUUGACAUCUCUGCCUCCCUAGAAGUAUCCACUUCCCUGUUGCAUCUCCAGGUUCCUUUCCUUAGCUUGGGAUGCUAGUUUUGCCUUCUCAGAGCGCGCAGCCUUUUCCUGGCAGGAAGAGGAAUAAAAUGACCAAGUUCCAGAGGUGUUUCCACAAAAGGGGGGAGGUACCAUGUUCUGCUCCUGUUGACAUUCAACCCCCUUGGACUAUCUACUGGGAACUAGGGCAGAGGAGCCAGUAGUGUUCAAGGACGUGGCUGUGGUCUUCACGGAGGAGGAGCUGGGGCUGCUGGACUCUGCCCAGAGGCGGCUGUACCGGGAUGUGAUGCUGGAGACCUUCAGGAACCUGCUGUCGCUGGGACCCCAGUUUUCUAAACCAGAUCUGAUAUCCCAGUUGGAGAGAGAGGAAAAGCUUUGGGUGACCAAGGUCCAGCCUCAGAGAGGAGGUCAGCAUCAAGAUGAGAUGGAGAUGCUUCCAAGAGAGGGAAUAGAGUGCCUUCCCCUGGGAGAGCUUUCGUGCUGGAAAAUCAAGAGACAUGAUGUACACAGAUCAGCCAGAAGUCAAGACUUCAUCAGAAAUAAUCCAGAAAAGAGGUCUCCAUUCCCUAGACACGACUCCUCUUGUCAGGUGGGAGGAAGAGGAUCUGUUCUGGUUUCUGUGGAUGACUGCUGCUUAGUGAAUCCUAUAGAAGAUCAUUCCAGUAGGAUUGAAAAUCAAGACCUUCCAGCUGGGAAAGCUCAGAAUUCUUUGAGUAACAUGUACUUGAAUGAGACACAGAAUUACCAGAGUAGCUGUCAGCAGACUCAGACGAGGAACAACUUAUGUUUAUUUGCUCCAUGUGUUGACAUUGUCAGUCACAUUUCACACCACCAUGGUGGUGAUCCAGUGCAUGAAGGAGAGAAAACUCAUGACAGUGACUGUGAUAAAGACAACUUAAAGGCAUCACCUCUUGCCCAGUCAGGUACAGCUUGUACAGACCAGAAAAGUCACCCAUGUGGAGAAUGUGAGAAAGCAUUCAGCGAUGGUUCUAGACUUGAACUUCACCAGCAGGUCCACAUGGGAAAGGAGUCCCUGACAUUCAGGACCCAAGAGAAGGAUGCAAGUUACCGCUCUGCUGAUGCCCUUCAACAUAGUGUCCACACAGGGAAGAAACGCUAUUGGUGUCAUGAGUGCGGGAAGGGCUUUAGUCAGAGCUCCAAUCUGCAGACUCACCAGAGGGUCCACACAGGGGAGAAGCCUUACUCGUGCCUUGAGUGUGGUAAGAGCUUUAAUCAGACUUCACAUCUGUAUGCUCAUUUGCCUAUUCACACAGGAGAGAAACCUUACAGAUGUGACAGUUGUGGAAAAGGCUUCAGUCGCAGCACAGACCUGAAUAUUCACUGCCGCGUUCACACCGGAGAGAAACCUUAUAAAUGUGAGGCAUGUGGGAAAGGCUUCACUCAGAGAUCACAUCUUCAGGCCCAUGAAAGAAUCCACACUGGAGAGAAGCCAUAUAAAUGUGGAGAUUGUGGCAAACGCUUUAGUUGUAGCUCAAAUCUCCACACCCACCAGAGAGUCCACACUGAAGAAAAACCAUACAAAUGUGAUGAGUGUGGGAAGUGCUUUAGUUUGAGCUUUAAUCUUCACAGUCACCAGAGAGUACACACAGGAGAGAAACCAUAUAAGUGUGAAGAGUGUGGCAAGGGUUUUAGUUCAGCCUCAAGUUUCCAGAGCCAUCAAAGGGUUCACACAGGAGAGAAACCAUUUCGAUGCAAUGUGUGUGGAAAGGGCUUCAGCCAGAGCUCAUAUUUUCAAGCCCACCAGAGAGUCCACACUGGAGAAAAACCAUAUAAAUGUGAAGUGUGUGGGAAGCGCUUCAACUGGAGCUUGAAUCUUCAUAACCAUCAGAGAGUCCACACAGGAGAAAAACCUUAUAAAUGUGAGGAGUGUGGUAAAGGUUUUAGUCAGGCUUCAAAUCUUCAAGCUCAUCAGAGUGUCCACACUGGAGAAAAACCAUUCAAAUGUGAUGCAUGUCAGAAGCGAUUCAGUCAGGCCUCACAUCUUCAAGCCCAUCAAAGAGUCCACACCGGAGAAAAGCCAUUUAAGUGUGAUACUUGUGGUAAGGCCUUCAGCCAGAGGUCAAAUCUGCAAGUUCAUCAGAUAAUCCACACUGGAGAGAAACCAUUUAAAUGUGAGGAGUGUGGGAAAGAAUUCAGUUGGAGUGCUGGGCUCAGUGCUCAUCAGCGGGUCCACACAGGUGAGAAGCCCUAUACUUGCCAGCAGUGUGGUAAGGGCUUCAGUCAGGCCUCACAUUUUCACACACAUCAAAGGGUCCACACUGGAGAGAGGCCAUAUGUAUGUGAUGUCUGUUGUAAGGGCUUUAGUCAGAGAUCACAUCUUGUAUACCAUCAGAGAGUCCACACUGCAGGAAACCUGUAGAAAUGUGGGCUGUGGUAUAGCUUUCAGCCGGGUAAACAUCUGCAUCUUCAUUGGAAAGUCCCCUCAUGACUCAAAAGCUUUAAGAACUCUCCAUGGAAAAGCAGCUCUCUUACAGUGCUAUUUAAGCAGUUCUUGUUAGGACAUGAAUUAUUUACAAAGUCAGAUCACAGAUAAAACUGGUGUCUUCUAUAAAUAUGUUCAGUGUUUAUUUACACCAGAGUUCCAGAUGUCCCCAUUCUCAAGACAUGGCACAACAGGAGACUUGUUCUACUGCGUCUACCUAGGAGAGAAGCCUUAUAAAUGAAGAUUAAGAUUAUGGUUAAAGCCUUUAAAAGCAUGAAGAUAAAAUCAAAGUCGACUCCAACGGAGGCUCCCUGUGGGAGUGUGUGCCCACCACUGUAUCUACUAUGUAGAGCUCUGCUUGGCUCACAGCAGGUGCCCAUCAGUGACUGCAUGAAGUGGGGAAUUUCACAUUAGGACAAAUAUUUCAGUAUCCUAGCUGGCUCCUCACCCUAAUUUCACAGUAACUUAGACUCAGAAGAAAUCCUGCAAGUAGCCGUAAUAAUAAUUUCAAGACAAAAAAAAAUCAUGCAUUGCUGUCAUUCACCACAGUACAAAUUUUGACAAGACUUGUGAAUGGCUCCCAGAUGCUAUUCUGUGUCGUCAAACCAUCUUAGCAAACAGUGCUGGUGUGAUGCAUAAGGGCCCUGUGGUGGGUCCUAGGGCCCGUUUCAGUGCCCGCUGCUACAGACCCUGUGUUGUUUUAUUUAAUACAACAGAAUGACCUUUAUCGUGAGUGGGGCCAGCUCCUGCACUUGCCCUCACUUGCCCAUGCAGUGGGGGGACAGAAACCAUUCUGUGUACAUUGUACUGUUCUUUACAUACAGAGUAAUAUUUUAUCAUUAGUUUGUACUUUAUAGACUGAAAAAUACUGUUUUAUAUAUGACAUUGCAAUUUAUGAUUCCAGAUUUUAAAAUCUAACUCACUAAGAUAAUCUAACUCCAGCGAAACCAUUACAUUUAAUGAAAUUUCAAUCA
Molecule: messenger RNA, 3659 nt
Organism: Condylura cristata (star-nosed mole)
Lineage: Eukaryota; Metazoa; Chordata; Mammalia; Eulipotyphla; Talpidae
Gene: ZNF235
Product: zinc finger protein 235
Exons: 6
Coding region: 529-2622 (697 amino acids)
Biological process (GO): regulation of DNA-templated transcription
Cellular component (GO): nucleus
Source: RefSeq, a predicted model, not a curated record